AUGGCGCAACAAGAAACCGAAAGGCGUCCAAGUAAAUCCAUAAAUGAUGAUAAACCAUUUGUUGGAAAGAAAAAAACCAAGGCCGAAUUAGAACAAGAAGCCUAUAUGGCUCGGCAAUAUGCUAUCGUUAUUGGUGAACUGAAAGCUGCUGAAGCAAGAAAUCGAAUUCGAGCAACUCGUCUUCGUUUUGCUAAAUCUCAGCGUGAUGAAAUUGAUCAAAUAAUUGCCUUUCAGCCAAAUGCAUUAAGUGCACUUCGUUUUGAAGCAUUUAUGUCAAAUAUACCAUCAUUACAAAAAGAAAAAGUAUCUUCAUCAUUACAAUCAUCACCACGUACAACAAGUGCAUUAGCAAGUGGACAAACAAAAGAUUCUUUAACACAAAUUGAACGACGUAGAGUUCAAAAUCUACUACUUGAUGAUAAAAAUUUAUUAGUUGAUAGAACCGGUUAA
Messenger RNA from Rotaria sordida, 450 nucleotides. Lineage: Eukaryota; Metazoa; Rotifera; Eurotatoria; Philodinida; Philodinidae. The record is from the annotation of a GenBank genome assembly.